UAUGCAUAAUAGGCGUGCGUGUGGACGAAUAAGAUAGCAUUCAAUGAUUAGUUGAUGUUUCGCAUCAGAAAGCAACCUCAGACCUCAGUGACUAACUUCCACGUCCACCACUUUAAGGGGCAGUUAGACAAAAGGAUUGUGAAUUUUCUUGGAGUCAACAAGCAAAAAAUUUGUCAGAUAUUUAAAAUUUUUGGGGUUCCAUUUUAUUUUUUUAUUUUUUAUUUUUUGUCUUCAUUUCUCGUGCAGCUCAUGUAGUAAAUGUUAUAGGUUGGGUUCUAAAUUAUUCAGGGCAAUGAUUUUUCAGUUAUUGAUUAAAACCAUAAGAAGUCUUUCUUUCAUUUACUAUUGAUCCAACUUCUUUCCCUUUUAGAUCUCUGACUAAUUGUGAAGAUACUAAGAAGGCAGGCAGGCGGGGAGGGUUAAGGUGUAAUGGCCUCUGAGAGGGAGUGUUUUGACCUCUCUGGACCCUUACAUCUAACUUAUGUUGACUGGGAUAAUGCACAUCAUCGAAUGUCAGUUGCUGCUAGUUUGGUCCAAGGUGUUUAUGUUCUGGCGAAGGACAGGCAGGAACGACGCCAAGGUCCCAAUGCUCUUGCAUCGCCUUGGUGGGCAUUCUUCCACUUUCAGUUGCUCCGUACGCUUGUUGACGAUGUUGAUUCUUCCAUCUUUGGUGCAAUUUAUGAGUUCAAGCCUCCAUCAUCAAUGUGCAAUGACACCUUACAUAGAAGUCCACGUUAUGUAAUUGCCUUCAGAGGGACUAUAACCAGGGGAGACUCGGUUUCCCGUGAUAUUGAGCUGGAUAUCCACUUAGUCCGAAAUGGACUUCAUCAAACUUCACGUUCUGAGAUAGCUAUCCAAGCUGUUCGGAACAUGGUGGCUGCUGCAGGUGGUUCCAAUAUCUGGUUAGCUGGCCACUCACUGGGAUCAGCAAUGGCAAUGCUCGCUGGGAAAACCAUGGCCAAGAAUGGUAUAUUUAUUGAGUCUUUUCUUUUCAACCCUCCUUAUGUGUCUGCACCAAUUGAGAGAAUCAAAGAUAAGAAAUUGAAACACGGGCUUCGAUUCGCUGGCAGUGUAGUAACAGCUGGACUUGCCAUUGCUAUGAAGGCUAAGCAGAAGAAGAGUUUGUCCUUUGAUCCAUUUGCUGCCUUGUCUGCCUGGGUGCCAUGCUUGUUUGUGAAUCCUUCUGACCAUAUCUGCUCCGAGUAUGUUGGAUACUUUGAACACAGAAGAAAAAUGGAAGAGAUGGGUGCAGGAAACAUUGAAAAGUUGGCAACUCAAACUUCCCUUGGUUGUCUAGUGAUGGGUGUGUUGGGGAAGGAAUCUGAUGAACCCUUGCACCUCCUUCCUUCGGCUUCUCUGACUGUCAAUCAUACUCCUUCACGGGAUUUCAAAGAUGCUCAUGGGAUUCACCAGUGGUGGAAACCUGACUUACGCCUGGAAUCCAAGCUCUACAAAUACUAAAUUCUUAUAGUCGUUAUUCAUUGGUGGAUGUAUAUUAACGAUAUUGAGCUAUGUUGUCUCUGGUUUAUCCAAGUGAUGCGUGUAUGUUUUAAAAGCUGUUGCAAACAAAAGGUGGUCAUAGUUCAUAAAUGGCAAAAAGCAUCCUUUCUCCUUUCAA
Cajanus cajan (pigeon pea) is the source of this 1618-nucleotide messenger RNA. Its product is annotated as GDSL esterase/lipase At4g10955. Lineage: Eukaryota; Viridiplantae; Streptophyta; Magnoliopsida; Fabales; Fabaceae. Gene Ontology annotation, biological process: lipid metabolic process. The record is from RefSeq and is a predicted model, not a curated record.